Sarcophilus harrisii (Tasmanian devil) is the source of this 2701-nucleotide messenger RNA. Its product is annotated as methylcrotonoyl-CoA carboxylase beta chain, mitochondrial-like. The record is from RefSeq and is a predicted model, not a curated record. Gene Ontology annotation, biological process: L-leucine catabolic process. Gene Ontology annotation, molecular function: methylcrotonoyl-CoA carboxylase activity. The coding region runs from base 155 to 1990 and encodes 611 amino acids. NCBI's taxonomy places the organism in Eukaryota, Metazoa, Chordata, Mammalia, Dasyuromorphia, Dasyuridae. The transcript has 12 exons. Gene Ontology annotation, cellular component: mitochondrion; methylcrotonoyl-CoA carboxylase complex.
CUAAACAGACCUGACCCCUUGGACUUUGGACAGAUCAGGAACUGGGAUAAGGGCUGAGUAGUGAUCCUGCCAUCCAGGGCUAGGGCUGAGUGUGCCCUGCUCUCUUCCAAGUUGCAAGUUUCUCAGAUAUUUCCUGUGAUUCCCCACAGGUAUCAUGUGGAUAUUUAUUCUCCCGAAGAAGCCGUUCUUCAAUGUUAAUAUCCAUUUGUUUCCAAGACUAGCAAGAGCUCACAUCUAUACCCUGAUGUCUCAAUGGCAGAAGAAGACCUCAGUCCAGAAGAAUUCCCAGGUGCUGGGUGCCACACAGUUUAGGAGAUUGGCUGACCUCCCCGAAGACAAUGCUGUGCCUACUUCUGCUUCAAAGAGUAGAAAAUCCAAGGAUAAAUGGUCCUUUCCUGUAUUAGAUGGAAGGAUUCAUCAGGGACACAAUGAUACAACUGAAGCAAACCUGAGAAACAGUGAAGCUUGUAUUCAGAGAUAUUUAGAGUUACUUGGAAAAGUCUGCCAAAGAAAAGAAAAGGACAUCCUAAGACACAUUCGAGACAACCAUAAGCUAUUGGCCCGUGACCGUCUCAGGCUGGUUCUAGAUGAUGACAGCUUCUUUGAGCUUUCCCCGCUGGCUGGCUAUGAUUUAUCCUAUGGUACAAUCUCAAAUGCUGGCUGUCUCACUGGAAUUGGGAAAAUAAGUGGAGUUUGGUGCAUGUUAAUUGCCAAUGAUGCAACAGUGAAGGGAGGAACUCUGUAUCCUAUCACAGUGAAGAAACAUCUUCGAGCUCAAAACAUCGCAAUUUUGAACCGUUUGCCAACAGUGUAUUUGAUGGACAGUGGAGGAGCAUUUCUGCCCCUACAGGCAGAGAUUUUCCCAGAUCAUUGCCAUGGUGGAAGAAUUUUCUAUAAUGUAGCUCUCAUGUCCUCUAUGAAGAUUCCUCAGGUGGCAGUGGUGUGCGGUUCUUGCAUUGCCGGAGCUGCCUAUGUUCCUAGUAUUGCAGAUGAAACUAUCAUCAUAGACAAGAUUGGCUCCAUGUUUCUUGCUGGGCCUCCCCUGGUAAAAGCUGCUACAGGAGAAGAUAUUUCUGUUGAAGAGCUAGGAGGAGCCACUCUGCAUUCUCGAGUCAGUGGUGGUAUUGAUUAUAUCACAUCUACAGAGGAAGAAGCCUAUGAACAGGUUCGGAGUAUUGUGAUGACCUUCAAUUGUGGAAAGCAGAUCACAGAGUCUGUGGAGUACGAUGAUCCCUUAUACAGCCCAGAGGAGCUGAAUGCUUUGGCCCCACAGAACCAUGAAUGUAGCCUAGAUGUGAAACUGAUUAUGAGUCGUUUGAUUGAUGGGAGUCGAUUCCAGGAAUUCAAAGCUGAAUAUGGAACCACUCUUGUAACAGGAUUUGCUCAUGUAAAAGGGUAUCUCAUUGGCCUGGUGGCGAACAAUGGGGAGCUCACCUAUCAGGCCUCCCUCAAGGGCAGCAACUUCGUAACUCUGUGCAGUCACCAGAACAUCCCCAUCUUGUUUCUCCUGAAUAGUGUCCCACGAACAUCUCCAUGCACAAGCCUUGCACAGGCAGAGGAUCUAGGCAGAAGAAUCAAGGCCCAGGCCUGUAUGAUGGCCACCAUCGCUUGUGCAGAAGUCCCCAAGAUAACUCUGGUCAUUGGUGGCUGUUUUGGAAACGACAGCUAUGCUAUGUGUGGAAGAUCGUUCGACCCUAAUUUCUUGUUCCUGUGGCCCAAUGCAAGAGUUGCUCUUGUUGAUUGCAGAUCUCCAUUUGUUGACUUUCUAGAAGGAGAUGAAAACUUCACCAUGGACAAAUCUACAUUAAAGAAUCUGGAGAAAAAACUGGAGAAUGAAAGCACAGCCUUUUAUUCCUCGGCCAGACUGUGGGAUGAUGGAGUUAUACUACCCCAGAAUUCCAGAGAGGUGAUUGCAAAGUGCUUAGAGAUCAUCAAACAGAAGGACCACCAGACUCUCACUUUUCAGCAGCAGCCCAUUCUCCGAAUGUAAUUUAAAAAUGAUUGUUAAGUGUAUGAAAUACUGUACUUCAAGGAACUUUUGCUUUGUACAACCAUGGGAUUGGAUUGGUGUUGAUUUACUGAAACUGAAGAAGUUGAACAAAAGAGGGAAACAGAAAUUUACUAUGAAUGCUAAAUCAUUAACCUUCAACUGCUUCAGGUUCCCCACUUCUGUAUGGUUUCCUAGCAAAGAAAGAGUAUCCUAGUAAAGAAAGGCUUGGGCUUAAAGACCGGAGUCCUUGGACUUGAUUCCUGAUUCUUAGACUUAUUAGCUGGGUUACCCAGCUUUGUAAGCACCUGUUUUAUCAAAUCGAUGGGGAGAAUGACUGAUGUGGUCCCAAUUUUUAGAGCAUGGACAAUAUGGCUUGGGAAGUCAGCCUUUGGAAUAUGUAAUGGAGGGGCCUUCUCCCUUCCUGUUUCGACCCAUGUGAAGGUAACUUCUAUUUGGUUUGUUGGUCAUGGAAAUGCUCUCCAUUGGUUGCUGAAUCAGAAGUGUGCAAAUGUGCAAAGGCUGGAAUAGAAAAUGGAUGAAUUCUCCCUCCCCUAGUGAUCACUGAAGCAAGAACCCCUGGAGUUCUUGCAAGCCCCCCACAGGGUAGUUGGGAGUGGGGUGAGAGCCACAGUACAAGCGGUAUAGCCAGCUGUCUGUCGUGGUUCCCUUCUUUCCCCACUGAAUACAUUAUCCUGCCUGUUUCUGCUCCUU